Molecule: messenger RNA, 1002 nt
Organism: Pelobates fuscus (common spadefoot toad)
Lineage: Eukaryota; Metazoa; Chordata; Amphibia; Anura; Pelobatidae
Gene: THOC7
Product: THO complex subunit 7
Exons: 8
Coding region: 91-696 (201 amino acids)
Biological process (GO): mRNA export from nucleus; mRNA processing
Cellular component (GO): THO complex part of transcription export complex
Source: RefSeq, a predicted model, not a curated record
GGAGCUUAUAGUGAGUGCGAGGCGGUAAGUGCGGCCUCCAUGCCUGGCUCCGGCUGCAUUGUGGGAGUCUGACCUCACUUACUCGCCGACAUGGGAGCCGUCACGGACGAUGAAGUUAUACGCAAGAGACUUUUGAUUGAUGGCGAUGGAGCUGGCGAUGAUCGAAGAAUUAACUUGUUGGUAAAAAGUUUCAUAAAGUGGUGCAAUUCCAGCUCCCAAGAAGAAGGAUAUACCCAGUACCAGCGAAUGCUGAGCACCCUAUCUCAAUGUGAGUUUUCCAUGGGAAAAACUCUUCUCGUACAUGAUAUGAACCUGCGGGAAAUGGAGAAUUAUGAAGAAAUAUAUAACAACAUUGAGAGUAGCAUUGCUGCAGCGCAUGAGAAAAUUGCAGAGUGCAAGAAGCAGAUCUUGCAAGCGAAACGCAUCCGAAAGAAUCGUCAAGAAUACGAUGCGUUGGCCAAAGUGAUACAGCAUCACCCAGACAGACACGCAACGUUAAAACAACUUGAUACUUUAGGAGUAGAGCUUCAGCAAUUGUCACAAACUAAACAGAAUGUGGAAGAUAAGCUGGAAUUAAGGAGAAAACAGUUUCACGUUCUUCUCAAUACCAUUCAUGAGCUUCAACAAACUCUAGAAAAUGAUGAGAAACGUGCUGAGGAGUCUCAGGAUUCACAAAUGGACACACAAAACCCUUAGAACAUUGUAGUGUCCCUAACUGUGCUACGGAUUUUAGUUGUCUUAGAAAUAUCUACGGGGUAUCUUUUAAGCAAUGUUUUUGUUAAAGUUUACGUUAUCACAGCACCAGCAUCUUAUUUGUUUGGAAUUAUAUUUCCCAUUGGUACACAUUUGGCCCCUAAGGGUUGUGUAUCCCACAUCAUCACGCACAUAAACAGAAUAUUUGAACAUAAGUUUUGAAUAAAAAUAAAAUUCCUGCUGGAUUAAACAUGGUGUUUUGUUAAUUGUUUUAUGUUUUGAGUUAUUCAAUAUUAAAAUGAGAUGUUU